UUAAUGAAAUGGAAUACUGCUACCUGUAACAGCACCCAGAAUAAUUUGAGUUACCAUUAUGAACUAUCAGGAGGAGUCCACCAAGGAAGUACAACAAAAACUGAAGUUCUUAUAAAUGACGGAAUUGUACCUUGUACUCAGUACACAUUUUCAGUUUUUGCGUCGUAUAUGAAUGUUAGCAGCAUUACUGAUAUUAUGGAGUUCAUGUCUGGUGUUGACUAUCCUGGAAAACCAACCAUUAGUUCCUUAACAUCAACGUCUUCAUCAAUCGCACUGGAAUUGACAUUAUCUGAUGAUAAUCCUUGCACAAUACUAGGAUACAAUGUGCUUGUAUAUAGUGAUAUACAGAAUUUAGAGUUCAAUAUGGAUACCACAGCGACUUCACUGACAGUUAAUGAAAAUAUAAUGCCGAAUACUAUCUACAAUAUCCAGGUAGCAGCCAAAACUCAAAAAGGCUUCGGUAAUUUCUCUGAUGUUGGUUAUGUGUCUACCGAUGCAGAGUCUGGCAUAGGUGGUAUAGUAGGUGGUGUUAUCGGAAGUUUAUCUGCGGCAAUCAGUAUUGUCUUUGCCUUGAUUUUUGUUAAACGACGCCGCAAUUCAAGCAAUGAAGUUGUUAGACCAGCUGCUGUUCAAAAACAAGGUGUUUUCGACACAGAAAAUGAAUUGAUGCCUGCAGUUGAAGGUCAUGCUAAUUUAGUGGAUGUGAGAAGUCCGGAUGAUGAGGAUGAUGGUGCUCCUCCAAUUGAAAACGUGUAUGCGAACUCUGAACCUGUUUAUGGAAAUACAAACUUGGAAAAUCAGGAAUACAGACCGAUUGAGUUAGCAAGGCUGCAUAAUUACGUGAAGAAACAAAACAGCAGCCUAAAAAACGGAUUUGAAAAGGAAUUUGAGGACAUUGGCAACAAGCCCCUGUAUCCCUGGACCGCUGCAAAACAUGCCAAGAAUAGAACUAAAAACAGAUAUGCAAAUGUUAUUCCAUAUGACAAUUCACGUGUAGUACUUGAUAUGUGGAAUAACAUUCCUGAGUCAGACUAUAUAAAUGCUUCGUAUUUAGAUGGAUAUACGACACCACGUGAGUUCAUUGCAUGUCAAGGUCCAAAUGUUGCAUCAGUCAAUGAUAUGUGGAGAAUGAUCUGGCAGGAAAAGUCAACGAUAAUUGUGGUUGUUACUAAUGUCUUCGAAGGAACCAAGCGAAAAUGCGAGCAGUAUUGGCCAGAAGAAAAUGAUGGUAAACGAUAUGCAAACAUUACUGUAGCGAACGCAGGGGAGACCAAAUAUGGACAUUAUGUGGUUAGAAAUCUACAACUUCAGAAGGUUGGGAAGGAAGAGUUACAUAAUGUAUUUCAAUAUCAUUUCACUGAUUGGCCAGAUAAGAGUGUUCCCCGCGCUGUUCCACAUUUGAUUGACUUCAUCUACGCCUUUAGGACAGCACAGCAGAAUUCUCCAAGCGACAGUGGACCAGUCAUAGUACACUGCAGUGCUGGAGCUGGUAGGACAGGUACAGUUAUUGUAAUUGCUUCAAUGCUGGACAUGGCAAAGCAAGAAGGGAAGGUAGACGUGUUUAAUUUUGUGCGAAGCAUGAGGGAGAAACGUAUCCAAAUGGUGCAAACCGAGGAGCAAUACAGAUUCAUCUAUGCAGUAUUACUUGAAGAGUUGUUCUGUGGACAGACACAAAUUCCAGUAUCUGAUUUAUACCAAGUAAUCCAUGAACAACAACAAGUGCAGGGAACGCACUCAACUUUCGAAUACCAACUAAAGACUUUAAACAGUAUAUAUCCUAGUCCUAUUGAUGAUGAUCGUACAUCACAUGCCAGGCUUCCCGACAACAUAUUGAAGAAUCGUUCCAAAGUUGUCUUACCAUUAAAUAAAGCUCGUCCUUUCUUGAUGACUCCAUGCACCAACGGAAAUGAUUACAUCAAUGCAUCAUUCUGCGACGGCUACAACAAGCAAAACGCAUUUAUUGUUGCCCAGGCUCCAAUGUCUGAGCCUGCCGACACAACUGUUGAUUUUUGGCGUUUAGUGUUAGAUUACAAGACGGACAUAAUCGUACAACUGAAUAACAAAGAUGAAACUUGCACCGCAUACCUUCCUCAACGGAUGAAUGAAGAGCUGAAGAUUGAUAAAUUUACCAUUAGCAUCAUUUCGUCUGAGCAGAACGACUUAAUGAUCGAACGGAAAAUCAUGCUACAAAAGGACAAUGAUGUACAAGAGAUUCUGCACUUUGAGUUUCGGCAGUGGUCUAAGGCAGAACCUGUUCCAAAGGUUGACUCAUUUGUCAGAUUUAUUGCAGCCGUUCAACGUGGUCACAUUCCUCAAAGUAACCGGCCAAUCAUCAUUCAUUGUCUGGAUGGCGCGGUUCGAUCAGGAUUGUUCUGCUCCGUUUAUUCAAUAAUCGAUAAAAUUAAAGAAGAGAAAAUUGUGGAUGUAUUCCAAAUACUGAAAACCCUGCGAUCAGUUUGCCCUGCAAUGGUGAAUACUAAGGUGCAGUAUAGAUUUUGCUACGAUGCAGCGCGGUGUUACCUUGACGGAUUUGAAGCUUAUGUCAACUUUUAGUUAUAUCAAAAUCCAUAUGUUACUCAGAAGACACAUUUGAUAGUCAUAAAUUUAUUUGUGUUAAUUUAAUAGUUAAAUUCAUAAUAAUAAUAAUUCUGGAUUUAUAUAGCGCCUCCCGUUGGAUAAAUUGGAUAAGUAUUAUCAGUUAUUAAAAAAUUAUUACUCAUAAUAUCCUUAUUUUCACACCAAACUGCAAGAAAAGUUCAACAAUUACAGAAUGCCAACAAAUGCAAUCUCUAUUGUCAUGGAAAAUGCCUCUUUUAACAUUUACAAAUGAACUUAUAAUAUUACAAUACAAAUCUGUUUACUUCUAAAAAAUAAGUGGCACACGCCAUGUAUUCAAGCAAUAACAAAUCAAAGUAAUGUAAGGUAUAGGAAGAAGCAUGCCAUCAUGAUUUAGGCUCAGUCGGCAACAUUUUACUUCUAAGGACCCAUAGUUAGCCUAGCUUCCCACUACCAAGACUUCAAGUUAUCAUAGAAAUGUUGUCAAAGAUACAAAAUAUACGACCAAUGUAAUACAGUAGCACCCCCUACUCUGGGACACCCUAUUAAGGGGACACUUUUUAGUGAACCAACCCCUAUUAAAGGGACACUUUUUUUUUUUUUAUUGUAUCGCAAAAAACUACAGCUGUCUAAAAGGUUUUAAAAAAAAUCAUUAAACUUUAUAUUCUGAUAAAUUUUGAGCAAUGAACUUCACAUCCAACCAGAAUUUUCUCCCCUGAAUCCGGUGUGAACAUCGGUAUAGGCCCCUAAUGCUUAAUUAAUUUGUUUAAAGUUCCAAACUAUUUUUUUUUUAGUUGGGCUCACGGUCACGGGCCAAAGAUAAUAUCUGAGUAAUAAAGCAGCUCGUUAUAAUGUUUUUGGUAAUUUCAAAAUCUACUUUUUUUUUGUGCUACACAAGAAUAUUAGGGUAGUGCAAACAUUAAUAUUCUCUAAAUGUAAGCAAAGAAUAUAUAUCAAUAACCAUUCUGUUCACACCCUUGUUCACUUUAUAGCAACUGGAAUAUCUUUAAAGAAAGUCCAAUUUUAAAUACUAAUGUUGGAAUGUUACAAUAACAGUUUAUAAAAAAAACCUGUGAAUUAUGAUGUUUAAUUACAACUCACCGAUUCGACCGAACAAUCAGCGUCACCAUAAGUUGUUGGCGAUAGAGUGUAGUGAUUUUAUGGAAACUAUGGUAUAUUUUAUAUAUGGUUCAAUGUAUUGGACAAUUUUCAGUGACGUUUUUAAUUAUGACUAGAUAGACCUAAUCUCAAAAUUACAAAUAUUGUUCAAAUGAAAAAAAUGGAAUCUGCACAUGUUAAUAGUUUUAGUUUUUGGGUUUUGGAAUGACAGAAGUAAUAUUAUCAAAUGAUAUGAAAUAUUUUACAAAAUAUAGUCCUACACUGUUAUUUUCGAGGAUUUAUUUUAACUCCCAACUCCUAAAAAUGUACAGAAUAACUCCUUCGUAAUUAAAAUAUCGCCUUGAAAAUAACAGUGUAACCUUUUUAUGGUAUAUGAUUUUUCAUUUAUAAUUACUCCAAAUAUAUACCUAAAUAUAUUCCAUGACACCAUUAUUUUCAUUCUUUUUAUGUAUUGAUAUGUAUUGGUUAAAUGGACUAAGAUUUUUAGCUAUUUUUACAAAUAGAUUUAUUUUUGUAUAUUAAUUUAACAUAUACUUUUAAAAUCGUUAAUUUAAGAAAGUGAAGUCAUUGUAAUGCUUAUAACACAAUGCCUCACCUGAUCUAAAAAUUAAUAAUGGAGAGUGUUUGGUCUGAUGAAUGCAUGGUUUGGCUUUCAAAAUUUCUCCAUAAUGCUUAAUGUCUAGUUAUCUUGUAGAUUAUCUAGGUAGUUUAA
Anneissia japonica is the source of this 4387-nucleotide messenger RNA. RefSeq names its product receptor-type tyrosine-protein phosphatase alpha-like. The coding region runs from base 4 to 2553 and encodes 849 amino acids. The transcript has 20 exons. The record is from RefSeq and is a predicted model, not a curated record. Gene Ontology annotation, biological process: protein dephosphorylation. Gene Ontology annotation, molecular function: protein tyrosine phosphatase activity; protein binding. Lineage: Eukaryota; Metazoa; Echinodermata; Crinoidea; Comatulida; Comatulidae.